Linum trigynum is the source of this 1830-nucleotide messenger RNA. The record is from the annotation of a GenBank genome assembly. NCBI's taxonomy places the organism in Eukaryota, Viridiplantae, Streptophyta, Magnoliopsida, Malpighiales, Linaceae.
CCACGGCUGCGAGGUCAUUCCCUCCACCCGAGACGAAAAUCCCCGUCGUAAUUGUCCCCGCUGCCGCCGAAGAAGAAGAUCCGGCCGCCAAGAACUUUGAAGAUCAGAAGCAGCUUUCGGCGCCCUCAGCAAUGCUGCCUGACUCGUUGACUUCGGUCUCCACCACCACGAAGUCGGGCUAUGAAGUCGCGAUGGAGACGGAGGACGAUGUAGCUCUAGUGGCGGAGCUGCCGACCACCAAUGCCGCAACGCAGUCAGCACCACGAACCACCGCUGCCAUCACAAGCAUCAUCACCAUGAUUGAACCGCCAACCAUCAACGACAAGGCUUUGCCCCAGCGGAGAUGAUGGCGCCAUCAUCAGCAGCCGUCAUUAGCACUGAGUCACCACCUGGCGCGGCGGCCGAGGGCGCAGCUGCAGGGGAAUGCCGCGCGGCCGAGGCGGAACGGGAGGCGGCGCGUCGCGCCGACGUGGAGGAGCGCGCUGCGGCGGCGCGGGCCGAUCGCGCGGCGAAGGUCACGCCGCAGGACUGGGCGGCGCUGACCGAGUCGGAGAAUGUAGCCGCGGGCGCCGACGCGGGGGAGCGCCCGACGGCGGAGUGCGGCGUCAAUCGGCGGAUCUCUUCGCCUGAGCUACAACACACGGGAAGGAUUCAGCGACUGGUGGCGGGUUCCUCCGCAUCAUUGACUGGCAGGAAGAAGGAGCCAAUGAGUCAGACGAAGGUUCGGAGAUGGGUCGCGACAACGACGAAUGAUCGGGUUGCCUCGCCGGGAAUGCAACAUGUGGAGAGGACACAAUGGACAUCGGCGGCCGACUCAAAUCCUGGCCGCCCGUUGAGAGGUUUGACGAUGGGUAAAGAAAUGAAGUCGGAGCGUCCGACGAAGAAGAAGAAGAAGAAGAAGAAGAAGAGGGUGGCUCCUCUCACGGCGAACGUCAAGAAGAAGAAGCCAGGACCGGGCGGGGCUCGUUGCCGCCGGGUGCUUUGUUCGUUGCUGGAGAAAAAGGCGAAGGAUUGCUCACCGACGGAAGUCGAAAAGAAGAAGAACACGCCGCUCCUAGAAGACGAGACGAGGAAAGACGACGGGGGCGUCAGUUCUCGCUCCAACCCUCAAUUGGCCACCUUGGGCCGUACUGAGCAGCAAAGGAAAGCUGGGUUGGGCCGAAAAAUCUGGGUUGGGUGGCCAGAGACACAAAGUGAGACAGGCCGAAUAAAUCUGGAGCAAGGGCGGACAAUUGUUGAGCUCGGGUCAGACCUGUUGGUUCACUCGAUCGGGCCACGUCAUGGGAAUAAUCAGAUUGAGGCAAAGCUAAGUCUUGGGCCGAACAGCAAGGGAACCCACUGGGUUCAAAAGAAAACUGGGUUGAGCUGUCAGAGCGGGCCUGGGCCUCCAACAGGCUUUGUUUUAAAGUGGGUGAGCUUGGAGAAAAAGAAAGGUGGGUUCAUAGGAUGGUCAGAUGGGCUUUCUAGGAAAACAAACCCAAAAGCAUGUGGAGAGACAAUGAUACAAUUCAAUGAGCUAAAUCCAAGGAAGAUGUUGGAAGGCCCUAAUGAAUUGGUACUUAAGGAUGGAUUCUUGAACAAUGCCGCAUCUUGGAAUUCCUUAAGUGGCUGGAGCGAGAUGCCAACAAUAGAGGAGCUGCUGAAGUUCGACUUGGUCAAGGAAGUGGUUGGUGUUCCCAUAAAAGUGAAAAUUGAAGAAUUAAAUCAGCACAAGGUUGGUGGAAAAAGUCCAAUCACGGAGUUGGAGCACAAUUAGAAAAAACGGAAGGGCAAGAAAGGGAGAAGUCAGCGCGCAAAUGGUGCGAGAAGGAAUGAAGAGUGGGUCAAGAC